GGUCAGUCACAUAGUACUAUAAAAUAUAGGGAAAACAGCGUCAGGGUACAGCUAACAGAAUGGUUUGUGAUGGUCCAGAUCCUCCUGAAAACAACUCAGAUGAUCUUAUCCCACCCCCAAGACACGAAUUUUUAAUAAAUGGUGACGAUAGUGAUGAGGAGCGGCACGAGGGUUUCGGUUAUCAACCUUUGCCUCAAGGACCUGAUGCCACGCAAUCUGAUCAUGAUAGCAGCGAUGAUGAAAUAGACAAUAUCAAUACAACAGCUGCAGUAAAUGAUGUGCCGCCAAUAGAAACAAUGGAUGCGCUUUUAACAAGAGAAGUUUGGAAUGCUCCUCGUAGUUCACAAUCCAUAGAAAUGGAUAAUGAACGUGCAGAACAGGUAAUGUCUGCAAUGGCCAAUUUUGCAUUACCACAAACUUCCAUACCAGAAUGGGCUCAAAGCAUUACUGAUGAACAGUGGAAACAAACUCUUAAGGACAGAUUAGAGAAAUUAAAAGAUAAUAGGUAGUAUCAUGCCUUUUGGGCAUAUUGAUUUUAAGAGAAACUUCAGUAGAUAAAUUUUUCUAUAAGAUAAUAUAGAAAAAUACUUUUUCUAGAUUAGAAUGUAUUUUCAUUUUAAUUGAAGA
Diatraea saccharalis (sugarcane borer) is the source of this 627-nucleotide messenger RNA. The record is from the annotation of a GenBank genome assembly. Lineage: Eukaryota; Metazoa; Arthropoda; Insecta; Lepidoptera; Crambidae.